Messenger RNA from Leguminivora glycinivorella, 2231 nucleotides. RefSeq names its product serine/threonine-protein phosphatase 2A regulatory subunit B'' subunit gamma-like. The coding region runs from base 51 to 1481 and encodes 476 amino acids. The transcript is spliced from 8 exons. The record is from RefSeq and is a predicted model, not a curated record. Gene Ontology annotation, cellular component: spindle; centrosome. Gene Ontology annotation, biological process: B cell homeostasis; T cell homeostasis; microtubule cytoskeleton organization. Lineage: Eukaryota; Metazoa; Arthropoda; Insecta; Lepidoptera; Tortricidae.
GUGUAUUUAUUUAUUUACUUCUGAAUUAAAUAUACAAAAUUGCAUACAAUAUGUCCGAAAAGGACAGUAAAACAGAAAAUGAUGACACAAAAAAUACACAGACGGCCGAGAAACCUUUGGACGAAGCACAGAUCAAAGUUAAUAACAUGCUAAAAGAUCGCUUGCGGAAGUACAUCAAAAAGUUGGACGACACAAACACCAGCAUCACCAAGGAAGAAAGCCGAAAAAUAGAAAUAGAAACCUUUAAGCAGCUUUACAAGCCCAAAAUAGAAGGUGAUGAAGAGUCCUACAAGAAAAUACCCAAGUUUUACUACAAACUCCCUCGCCCCGACGAGCAGCUGGCUCAGAAGCUACGAGAGGAGACUCGGGCACAGUUUUUACAGAAGAAAAGUAAAGAGUUGUUGGAUAACAGUGAGCUGAAGCAUCUCUGGAGUCUUCUGGAGAAGUCGAAUGGGAGCUAUAGCACUUCAAACAAUGAUGAGCUGAUGAUAGACUAUUUUCAGUUUAAGAAGAUUAGGGAUGAGGCGGGGCCUAAGUACAGGCCCUACUUCACAGCAGAGGUAUUCGGUCGUCUGCAAGCAGCAGAGGGCGGCACAGGGCGUGUGCGAGGCGUGUCUCUCUUCAACUACGUCAUGCGAAGAGUGUGGCUGCAACAGACGCGUAUAGGCCUCUCGCUCUAUGACGUCACAGGACAGGGCUACCUUACUGAACAUGACCUGGAGAGCUACAUAGCUGAACUAGUGCCCUCCCUAGCAGCACUGGACGGCCUAGACUCCUCAUUCAGUUCCUUCUACGUUUGCACGGCUGCUCGCAAGUUCCUGUUCUUCCUAGACCCGCUACGAGUUGGCAGAGUCAGGAUCAGAGAUGUGCUGUCUUGCUCCUUCUUGGAUGAUCUGCUGGAGCUGCGUGAGGAAGACCUUCCGAUGGAGCUUCAAGAGCAAAACUGGUUCAGUGCAGCCUCCGCGCUGCGUGUGUACGGACAGUACCUUAACUUAGACCGGGACCAUAACGGCAUGCUGUCCAUCUCUGAGCUAGCAGGCUACGGCUCCGGGACCCUAACCCGCGCGUUCCUCCAACGCGUAUUCCAGCAAUGUCUCACCUACGACGGAGAAAUGGAUUACAAAACCUACCUAGAACUAGUGCUCGCUCUCGAGAACAGGAAACAGCCAGCCGCCCUCGCCUACCUGUUCCGACUACUAGACAUCAACUCACAGGGUUAUCUCGACAAGUUCACGCUCAACUACUUCUUUAAGGCCAUCCAAGAACAGAUGGUGGCCCACGGAGCUGAGCCAGUCAACUUCGAAGACGUGAAGGACGAGAUCUUCGAUAUGAUUCGCCCGGAGCAUCCCUCACGAAUCACGCUUCAGGACCUUAUACGCAGCGGGCACGGGCACACGGCAGUGUCCAUCCUGCUGGAGCUGCACGGGUUCUGGGCGUACGAGAACCGCGAGGCGCUGGCCGCCGCGCCCGACCACUCCUGACAGGCUGCCGCCUGCCCCGUGGUCGACGAGAAGCGGUUCUACGUCAUCUAGAGAGGUUCUACCUCUUGUGAAGGGGUUCUACGUCAUCUGCAGUGGUUCUGCCUCUUGUGAAGAGAUUCUACGUCAUCUAGACUCGUUCUAUUUCUUGUGAAGAGGUUCUACGUCAUUUAGAAAAGUUCUGCCACUUGUGAAGUGGUUCUACGUCACCUAGAGUGGUUCUACCACUUGUGAAUAGGUCCUACCACUUGUGAAGACGUUCUACAUCAUCUAGCAUGGUUCAACCACUUGUGAAGAGGCCCUACCACUUAUGAAGAGGUUCUACAUCAUCUAGUAUGGUUCUACCACUUAUGAAGAGGUUUACAUCGUCUAGUAUGGUUGUACUACUUGUGAAGAGGUUCUACGUCAUCUAGAGUGGUUCUGCCUCUUGUUAUUACUGUGAAAAUAGUUCUAAAAUUAUCAUAGGACGUUUAAAAUUAUUUAAAGAGAAAUCUGCAUUUAUUGUAGAGCGCCUUACUACUUAGAAAUAAUUGAAGUGUACUUGAUGUAAAAUAUUAACACGGUCACUAUCCCGCGCUAAAUUGUAAACUUUACUGUUUUGUAAUAAGUAAUUACGUAUGGGGGCACUGAACAGUGAACGGGUUAAAAGCAGGGCUUGGAUACCGGUAAAAUUUUCAAACCGUUAUCAUGUACUUGCGGAAAAACCUUCGCUCAAACAACCGCUAUUUUUAAACCGGUUUUUAGGAGAACUCU